This is a messenger RNA of Magnolia sinica, 3618 nucleotides long. RefSeq names its product phosphatidylinositol 4-phosphate 5-kinase 6-like. Gene Ontology annotation, molecular function: ATP binding; 1-phosphatidylinositol-4-phosphate 5-kinase activity. The transcript has 8 exons. The record is from RefSeq and is a predicted model, not a curated record. Lineage: Eukaryota; Viridiplantae; Streptophyta; Magnoliopsida; Magnoliales; Magnoliaceae. The coding region runs from base 427 to 2694 and encodes 755 amino acids. Gene Ontology annotation, biological process: phosphatidylinositol metabolic process.
UAUUCCAUUUUAUAAAAACUAGUAGGCUUACGGUGGACGAGCUCUAUCCUAGUUGCUGACGCAAUUCCGUCCGCUUCUACAUGACCACGCUUGAUCCCAGAUGAUCCUAACCAUCCGAUUAGUGAACCAAAGAGCUGAUGAACACACAUCGAUAAAUAUGGCGGUUAGAAUCAUCAAAUGGGAGAAGAAAUUAAAAAAAGAAAAGGCAAAAGGUAAAAGCCAACCCCAGUCGUAGUUUCCAUUUGCCACCUUUCGCUUUCUCAUUCGAAUCAGCGAAACCCCACCAAAGAAAACAACAGAAGAAAAUCUUCCAACGUGGGAGAAGAAGGAUUCCUGUUUUCAGCCACUUACAAAAACAGAGGCAUCUGAUAAGAUGGUUUUUUAAGGAAGGAAGAGAAGAAGCUGACUACCAUUAAUGAUCUUAUAAUGCCCAAGACCAGGAAAUCCCAAUCAGCCAAGAAGCUCGUCGGCGGCAUCUUCUCUACAAUGUCAGUAGCCCACGUCGACGACGAUGACGACGACGGUUGUGUCUGCCGGGCCGAUCAUCUCCUAUCCAACGGCGAUCUCUACACUGGCGAGUGGGCCGACGGUGUCCCCCACGGCGCGGGAAAGUACAUCUGGACCGAUGGUUGCAUGUACGAGGGCGAGUGGUCCCACGGUAAUAUCACCGGCCGCGGCAAGUUUUCGUGGCCGUCAGGCGCCACGUAUGAGGGCCAGUUCAGGUCCGGCUUCAUGCACGGGCUGGGUGCCUACACAGGCUCCAUGGGCGACACGUACUGUGGCUCCUGGGCCAUGAAUUCCAAGCACGGGGAAGGGCGGAAGUGCUACGCCAAUGGGGAUUGCUACGAAGGGGAGUGGCGGUGUGGGUCCCAGGACGGGCGCGGCAAGUACGUUUGGUUGAAUGGAAAUGUGUAUGAUGGGGAGUGGAAGAACGGUCGGAUGUGUGGGGACGGGUCGAUGCUGUGGACCAAUGGGAACCGGUAUGUGGGGUCGUGGGAGGACGGGCUGCCGAAGGGGGAAGGACGGUUUUCAUGGGCUAGUGGGAGCUUCUACAUGGGUAAUUGGAGUAAGGACCCGAACGAGCAGAACGGGACUUAUUAUCCAGCCGGUGGGGCCGCCGAUGUGGGGAAUUUGGAUUGGGACCCAAGGGAGGUUUUCUCGAUCGAUUUGAAUAAUUGCAGUAUCUGCUCAGGGGAGAAGGUGUCGAUUCUCCCGUCACAGAAGAGACUGAAUUGUGGCAGUAGGCAGCGGAGGAAGAAGACUGAUAUUGAAAAUUGUAAGAAUGACUGUGGAUUGCUGGAGAGGGGCUUUGAUAGGAUUUGCAUUUGGGAGAUGGAUGGGGACAUUACUUGUGAUAUUGUGGUUGGGAGCUCGGUUGCUGGCCGGGAGGAUGAAUUCUUGGACCUAAGAUUCGAUAACUGUGAUUCGAGGGGGGAGCAGACCCCACUGAAUUGGCAGGUGAAGGAGAAAAGGAAGCAGGGGGAGACCAUCUCGAAAGGGCAUAAGAACUAUGAGCUCAUGCUCAGUUUGCAGCUUGGGAUUAGGUAUUCUGUAGGAAAACCUGCUCCGACUACAUCCCUUGAUUUGAAAUUGUCAGCCUUUGAUCCGAAGGAAAAGGCAUGGACAAAGUUCCCUCCACACGGAACUAAACAUACUCCACCACACCAGUCUUGUGAGUUCAGAUGGAAGGACUACUGCCCGUUGGUCUUCAGGACCCUUCGCAAGCUUUUCAAGAUUGAUGCAGCUGAUUAUAUGAUAUCCAUAUGUGGAAAUGAUGCACUUCGGGAGCUCUCCUCUCCUGGGAAAAGUGGAAGCUUCUUUUACUUGACCCAUGAUGACCGCUACAUGGUAAAGACAAUGAAGAAAUCAGAAGUAAAGGUGCUUCUGAGGAUGCUUCCAGCCUAUUAUAAUCACGUCCAGGCCUUUGAGAAUACUUUAGUUACCAAGUUUUUGGGACUGCACUGUGUAAAAUUAACUGGGGCUGCGCAGAAGAAGGUCUGCUUUGUCAUAAUGGAGAAUUUGUUCUGCUCUGAGUAUACCAUCCACAGGCGCUUUGACUUGAAGGGGUCUUCCCAUGGCCGCAUGACGGUUAAGCCUGAGGCGGAGAUUGAUGAAAACACAACUCUCAAGGAUCUUGAUCUUAAUUUUAUAUUUAGACUGCAGAAAACUUGGAUCCAAGAGCUUCACAGGCAAUUGGAUCGGGACUGUGAUUUUCUUGAACAUGAGAGAAUUAUGGAUUACAGUCUUUUGGUUGGUCUGCAUUUCAGAGAAUCAUCAUUCUCCUUGGAUCCGUCCAUCUCGGGAAUUCGAACUGCCAGUGGAAAAGGCAAGUCUGAAGAAGCUAGUGGUGCAACUCCUCGUCUUUGUAGAGUAGACAUGUAUCAGCUUCUUCAUGAACCCACCCGGUGGGCCACCAUCAGACUGGGGGUGAACAUGCCAGCUAGGGUGGAACAGAUGGUAAGAAGUAACGAUUGUGAUGCCCAGCUGAUUGGCAAACCAACAGGGGAGUUCUGUGAUGCUGUCUUGUUCUUUGGCAUCAUUGACAUACUCCAACACUAUGAUAUCAGCAAGAAGCUCGAACAUGCAUACAAGUCUAUCCAACAUGAUCCAACCUCAAUAUCAGCAGUUGAUCCAAAGCAAUACUCGAAGCGUUUUCGCGAUUUUAUAUACAAAGUUUUUGUGGAAGACACUUGAAGACUGAAGAUGAAGACACCAUCAUCAUUACUUCAUCAAAACAGAAUUUGGAACCUUGCACUCCUAGUGGUUAGUGGGCCCCGAUCAUGCACUACCUCCUGGGUGUCAGCCUCAUAUCGUAUUUUCAACAGAAGUCUCCACCUGAAAAACUCUACUGAUCAGAAGUGUUGCCAAUGCUUCACCAACAUUGCAAGGAUGCCUGAGUCAGCACAUGCCAUAUAUCAGCGAGGUUCUCUCUCUCCACACACACAUACACCCGUAGAUACAUCCAUAUAUAUAAAUGAGAAAUAUGAUUAUUCUGUCAUCAUAGAAGCUCCAUGCAGUUUUGUCCUCACGUACCACAUGACAAACAUGGUGAUCAGGACUGUUGAUCUGGUGAGCCACUAAUUUUCAUGUGCUUUGGGUGAAAAUUAGAUCAAUCGGGUUACACUGGCCAUCCGUUGUGAGCUUUGCCAAUUGAAUUUGGACAGCUGCUCAGUUUCAAGGGGAACAUCUCCUUCUCUAGCAAAUUGAUUGGAUGGUUUCUACAGUCCUAUACCGCCGAUUUCUGGGAUCAUAUAGCCUCUCCCAUCAACAUGGUGGUGCACCAAAUCAGCAUUCUGGAUCACCAUGAAGUUCAAUGUGUACACUAAAGAUGUUUUGAUGCCUGCAUCAGAAAAGUUGAUGCAUGCUUUGCUGCAGCAUUCCUCGAAUGGGAUAUCUACUUCAGCAGAAGCAUAGAAAUACACUGUAUCUAACCAGGAAAUGACGCAAGCUUACUCCAACUGUAAAUGUAUUUACACAUGGGUAAACCUGCAUUGAAUUCAUUCAUUUUGUACCCAAUCUUUUCUUAGUAGAAGCAAGUCUUGGGAAUUUAGGCAACAAUUGGAAUAAGGUGUACAGAGAAAUUGGAAAUUCAUUGAAGCUUGAUGUUAUUAGCUUUUA